This is a messenger RNA of Cooperia oncophora, 945 nucleotides long. Lineage: Eukaryota; Metazoa; Nematoda; Chromadorea; Rhabditida; Trichostrongylidae. The record is from the annotation of a GenBank genome assembly.
AUGGCACAACUUUUGAACUGCGAAAUUCCACCAUAUUGCCGAUUCGAUAGAAAACACUAUUUCUAUGCUGAUAUGCCGGCUGGGUCUAUCGGAGCUCUCGCACCUUCUGGAACACCCAUUUUUGAGAGUGGAUUCGCAAUUUAUGCUUUCUAUUUUGACAGUUAUCAAAUAACACAAAUAGCGCAAACCGUGGCUUCGGAACGGAAAUUUAAGGUCCGCAUUACACAACUGCAGCUUGAACAAGAUAGCGGAAAAACGAUUCACUUCGGACAAUCAUCUCUUAUUGAUCUCAAUCGUGCAGGUGCUCCACUGGUUGAAAUUGUUAGCGAACCGGAUUUCUCGUCAGCGCUGGAAGCCAUGUGUUUUGUUCAGCAGCUUCGUUUACUUCUCAUGCAUCAUGGUAUAUGUCGAGGAGAAAUGCAUAAAGGCCAUCUGCGUGUUGAUGCGAAUGUAUCCCUGUCACAUGGAGGGAAUAAAGGAGUUAGAACUGAGGUGAAGAAUAUCAACAGCUUGCGGCAUUUACAUACUGCCAUCAAUUUUGAGAUUAAUCGGCAAUAUGAAGUGAUAUCGAGUGGAAAUAGAGUGGUCAACGAGACAAGGACAUGCGAUGAACACGGGCGCACCUUUUCUAUGCGAGAUAAAGAAGAAAUCACGGACUACCGCUUCAUUCCUGAACCCAAUCUACCCUUUCUCAAGAUUCGGCCGGAGUGGGUAACGGAAUGUGCAGCAUCAGUGUCAUCUGAGCCAAGUUACGUGAAGUACCAACAACUUGGUUUCAACCCUAGGCGUGCCGUUCAUUACGCUGAAAAUCCCACACUUUCACGUUUUGUGGAUUUUUGUGCUGACCGUGUGAAGAACAUCGGGACGGAGGAAUUCAUUGCAUGGAUGAAGGAGCUGAAAAUGAUUAUGCAACGGAGCAAAGCAGUGUAUCCUCCGGAAGAGUGA